This is a messenger RNA of Amborella trichopoda, 3006 nucleotides long. Its product is annotated as oxysterol-binding protein-related protein 1C. Lineage: Eukaryota; Viridiplantae; Streptophyta; Magnoliopsida; Amborellales; Amborellaceae. Gene Ontology annotation, molecular function: sterol binding. The record is from RefSeq and is a predicted model, not a curated record. Gene Ontology annotation, cellular component: membrane; cytosol.
CUUCCUUAACAAAUUUCACGGCCACCGUCCUUUCUCUAAUUUCACGGCGAUCCACCUAAUUUCAGGAGGAAUUUCCGGUGCAUAAACUCCCGGAAUUCUCAGAUCCCAUUUUCUCGUCGACUGUAAUUAUCAGAUUUCUCUGUCUCUUAACCGGAAUAUCAUCUCCUUUGGCCGGAAUUUCGACCCGUUUUGGCCAGAAUCUCACCCUUGUUGGUCGUAAUCUGAGCCAUUUUGGCCGGAAACUCAGCCUUUUUGGUCGGAAAGUGCGGUUCCUGUUCGUCUACCGGCGGCCGGAAUGUUGUGAUUCCGGCCUAUGCGUCCAUUUUGCUGCGUAUCUUCUGGUGUACCAGUUGGCCGGAAUUUGACGCCGCCAAUUGAUUUUCCGGCCAUGAGCCGGGAGCUUCAACACUGUGUCUCGAGCUCGUCUGUUGACGUUAAUGGAGGAGGAGGUGUAAAGCUCAAUGAGAUAGUAGGGAAUGGGAUUUCGGGGAUUCUCUUGAAGUGGGUGAAUUAUGGCAAAGGAUGGAGGCCAAGGUGGUUCGUUUUGCAGGAUGGGGUUCUCUCCUAUUAUAAGAUCCAUGGGCCUGAUAAGAUCGAGGUGAGCUCGAGGACUGAGAAGGGGUCCAAGGUUAUAGGGGAGGAGUCAAUGAGGAGAAUUAGCAGGCAAAAGAAUGGAAGCCAUCACCACCACCACCAUCAUCAUCAUUGGCAGAGUGGGGGUUCGGACUGUCAUAUGAGGAGGAAGCCUUUUGGGGAGGUCCAUCUCAAGGUAUCCUCCAUUCGAGAGAGCAGGUCAGAUGACAAAAGAUUUUCCAUUUUCACUGGAACAAAGAGACUCCACUUGAAAGCCGAAACUGUGGAAAGUCGGAAUGCAUGGGUUGAAGCUUUGCAAGCUGUGAAGGAUAUGUUCCCUCGCAUGUCUAACAGUGAGUUAAUGGCACCGGUAGAUGGCAUCACAGUCUCUACAGAAAAACUAAGGCAGCGGUUGCUAGAGGAAGGAUUGAAUGAGGCUGCGAUCCAGGAUAGUGAACAGAUUAUGAGGAAUGAGUUCUCGGCGUUGCAAAACCAGUUAAUGCUUCUUAAACAGAAACAAUCUCUUCUUCUUGAUGCCCUGCGGCAGCUAGAGACGGAAAAGGUUGAUUUGGAGACAACCGUUGUUGAUGAGAGUCAAAGGCAAUUGAAAGAACAUUGCGCCUCUUUUAGAUCCAGGCAUGACAAAUAUAGUGAAGGAAGUGCAACAGAGUCUGAGGAUGACAAUGAAAGGCAAGAUGCUGCGGAAGAGGAAACCGAUGAAGAUGACAACACCUUUUUUGAUACUCGUGACUUCCUUUCCUCAAGUUCUUUUAAAAGUAGUGGCUCUGAAUUUCGUAGAUCAUCGUGUGAUUCAGAUGACGAAGAGACUUAUCCUGUAGAUUCUGAUGAUUGUACUGAUCCUUCCAUGCGGUCUGUGGGAUUUAAUUAUCCAUAUGUGAGGAGGAGGAAGAAACUACCUCACCCAGUUGAGAAAGAGAAAGGAGUAAGUCUCUGGUCCAUGAUAAAGGACAACAUUGGGAAGGAUCUUACAAGAGUGUGCCUUCCUGUGUACUUCAAUGAGCCUCUUUCUUCCUUACAGAAAUGUUUUGAAGAUUUGGAGUACUCUUAUCUCCUUGAUCGGGCUUAUGAAUGGGGAAAACGGGGGAACAGCUUGAUGAGGAUGCUGAAUGUUGCAGCAUUCGCAGUGUCGGGAUAUGCUUCUACAGAUGGAAGGAAUUGCAAGCCAUUCAAUCCACUAUUGGGAGAAACAUAUGAAGCUGAUUAUCCUGACAGGGGCCUUCGUUUCUUCUCAGAGAAGGUCAGUCAUCAUCCUAUGAUUGUUGCAUGCCACUGUGAAGGUAGAGGUUGGAAAUUUUGGGGAGAUAGCAACCUCAAAAGUAAGUUCUGGGGUCGUUCCAUUCAGCUAGAUCCUGUUGGGGUCCUAACUCUUGAAUUUGAUGAUGGAGAGGUGCUUCACUGGAGUAAGGUUACGACAUCCAUUUACAACCUCAUAUUGGGGAAGCUUUACUGCGAUCACUAUGGUACCAUGAGGAUACAGGGAAACCUGGAGUACUCAUGCAAGCUUAAGUUCAAGGAGCAAUCCAUCAUAGAUCGAAACCCUCACCAGGUCCAAGGCAUAGUGCAAGACAAGAAUGGGAAAACAGUGGCCACAUUGUUUGGGAAAUGGGAUGAGAGCAUGCAUUAUGCGAUGGGUGAUUGCGCAGGAAAGGGCAAAGGGUCCGAACCCCUGCCUGAGACCCGGUUGCUUUGGAAACGGAGCAAACCCCCAAAAUUCCCAACCAGGUACAACCUGACAAGCUUUGCCAUCACCAUGAACGAGCUCACACCUGGUUUGAAGGAAAAGCUGCCCCCUACUGAUUCACGACUGAGGCCUGAUCAAAGAUGUCUUGAGAAUGGUGAGUAUGAGUCAGCAAAUGCUGAGAAGUUGAGGUUAGAGCAGAGGCAGCGCCAGGCAAGGAAGAUGCAAGAGAGAGGUUGGAAGCCCCAAUGGUUCACCAAGGAGAAGGGGAAAGAUGCGUAUCAUUAUGUUGGAGGUUACUGGGAAGCAAGGGAACGAGGUGACUGGGGCAACUGCCCCGACAUAUUCGGUCAUUUUCCCUCUGAUCAGACCCUUGAUUAAUUCUUUCGCAUGCUUUCAUGUUUCUCUUCAUGAAAUUGUUUGGAAAUGCUGCCAACCAUUUCUCACACUAAACACGGGGGUAGCCUGCUUAUAAGUCGAGCGGGAGAUUCAGCACAAGUUACAGAGGUGGCUUCAUUCUGCCAGUGUUUUUCUUCUCGUUCUUCUUAGUCUCCCUUUUUGAUUUGUGGAUAUAUUUAGAGGGUAGGUUGUUAUGUAGCUUUGUUUGCAUUUAUUUGAAUUUAGAAAUCUUUUAAGUACUUUUUUUCUCUUAGCCAGCAAUUCAAUUUUGUACUCUGAUUAAUUUGAAAGGAAAGUAGAUUAAUCUGAAGUAUGAUGAGAAAAAUUUCUACCCC